AACCCCAGUAAAGCGGAGAAGCAGAAGCUCCGCUCUGGUCAGCAGUCCACGCCUCCGCGCUGCUACGGUGUUGUUGGAGGAGACGAACACGAGCUGGUCUUAUUGAGAAAUGGGUGACUUCCUGUUGCAAGCCCUCGCCUGCUCCUGAUGUCCACUUUCCUACAGUUCAGUCUGAUCUCCACAAACGUGUCGGGAGAUGCCAGGAAUCCUUCAGACUGCUGAAAUCAGGAGAGAUACAGCAUGAGAUUAUGGCAUCCAGAAGAAGCUCCAGUACUCAGCAUUUGUCCUCUGGUACUCUCCACACUCCCAAACAAACACAGAGCUAUAAAGUCAGGGAGAAAACACACCGCUGCUCAGAGUGUGGGAAGAGUUUCAGAGACAGAGGUAACCUCGAAGCACACCAGCGCAUUCACACAGGAGAGAGACCGUAUCACUGCUCAGAGUGCGGGAAGAGCUUCACCAUACAGAGUAGCCUCCAGCUACACCAGCGCAUCCACACAGGGGAGAAACCGUAUCACUGCUCAGACUGCGGAAUGAGUUUUAAAGACAGUGGUACCCUCAAAACACAUCUGCGCAUUCACACAGGAGAGAAACCAUAUUACUGCUCAGAGUGUGGACAGAGUUUCACUGUGCAAAGCAGUCUGCAAAGACACCAGCGCAUCCACACUGGACUGAAACCGUAUCACUGCUCUGACUGUGGAAAGAACUUUAGAGACAGAGGGAAUCUCAAAACACACCAGUACGUCCACACAGGAGAGAAGCCGUUUUGCUGCUCGGACUGCGGGAAGAGCUUUACUGUGCAGUGUGGGCUCCAGAGACACCAGCGCAUCCACACUGGAGAGAAACCGUACUACUGCUCUGACUGUGAGAAGAGCUUCCGGCACUCCAAUACUUUAAAAGCACACAAGUGCGCGAGGAGAGAGGAGGAAAGUCCUGUCCAGGUGGGGGCGCUAAUUCCAGAACCGAGCUUUUCCAGCUCUGCUAAACAGAAGAAGCAGAGGAUCCGCUCUGUGGCCAUUGUAGAACUGGUUGGAGAGAAAACCAGUAUAUGUUGUGUUCUGGAUGCUGCUCAACCAACCUUACCAUACUGGGUGGCCAUGGUGAACAAAUGCCGUCCAAAAGAAGCUCCGCUACUCAGCAAAUCCUCUGAUGCUCUCCGCACUAAUAUGGCUUACAGACAAAUGCAAAAAAAUACAGGCAAGGAGAGAACGCACCGUUGCCUGGAGUGUGGGAAGAGUUUUAUUCAACAGGUUCAUCUGAAAGAUCACCAGCGCGUUCACACAGGAGAGAAACCGUAUUGCUGCUCGGAGUGCGGGAAGAGUUUUACUCGACAGAGUAGUCUCAAAAUACAUCAGCGCAUCCACACAGGAGAGAAACCGCAUAGUUGUUCCGAGUGUGGGAAGACUUUCAGAGACAGCAGUACCCUCAGAAUACACGAACGCAUCCACACAGGAGAGAAACCGUAUCACUGCUCGGACUGCGGGAAGAGCUUCACUGUUCAGAGUGGUCUCCAGCUACACCAGCGUGUCCACACAGGAGAGACGCCGUAUAACUGCUCGUUCUGUGGAAGGAGCUUUAAAAACAGAAGUAAUCUUCAGGAACACCAGCAUGUUCACACAGGAGAGAAACCCUAUUACUGCUCAGACUGCGGGAAGAGCUUCACCCAACAGAGAAGUCUGCAAAGACACCAGCGCAUUCACACGGGAGAGAAACCGUAUUGCUGCUCAUACUGUGGAAAGAACUUCAGUGAACGAGGUAACCUCAGCAGACACCAGCGCAUUCACACUGGAGAGAAACCCUUUCCCUGCACGGAGUGCGGAACAAGGUUUGGUGACAGAGGCACUCUCAAAACGCAUGAGCGCACUCACACAGGAGUGAAACCGUAUCACUGCUCCGAGUGUGGGAAGAGUUUCACUCAGCCAGGUCAUCUCCAAAGACACCACCGCGUUCACACGAAAGACAGGCCGUACUACUGCUCAGACUGCAGGAAGAGUUUUGGGUAUUCUGAUACGUUAAGGACACACAAGUGCAUUAAAAGGGAGGAGGAAAUGCUUGGCACUUGUCAGAUCUGAAAACUCAAUCAUAUUUUUUUUUUUUUAACAUAAUGUGAUCUGGGUACUCCGGUUUCCUCCCACAGUCCAAAGACAUGCAAUCAGGUGAAUUGGACACGGUAAAUUGAGCGUAUGUGUGAAUGUAUAUGUCUGUCUUUCUGCCCUGCGAUGGACUGGUGACCUGUCAGGGGUGUUUCUUGCCUUCUGCAGGACAAUCACUGGGAUAGGCUCCAGCACCCCCUGUGACCCAGAAGGAAAGCACUUGUUCUUGUAAUUUGUAUGCCUGUAUGAUUGGAAUAAUGCAUAUUGCACUGUCAGAAAAACCUUGUAUCUCCACAAAAAGUGGAAAACUUGAUUAAGGAAAAAAACGUUUUUGUUUUGAAACUUUAUUGCCGUUAACACAUUAACAAGCAAUUAAUACUAUAUUACGAAAUCACGUCGAGGCUGGGCUUCACUUGACACAUAUACAUAUGUACAUAGAGUAACAUCCUACAUGGAUGGAGGCUACCCACAUCUACCUAUGAUUAAAAAAACUAAAACACUGGAGGAUGGAUGGAUAAAUAAAUAAAAAAUAACAUGCGAUUCCUAACUGAGGUAAAAAACUUGACAGAGGGUGAACGGCAGCUGGCGUUUUCAUAUUAUGUAAAAAAAUUAUAUAAGUUUUUUUUCUGGCAGUAGUGAAAUACUGUUCAAGAGUGAUUAUAUCAAUAAUGCUUGCAUGUUACAUUCUAUACUUACAAUUCGUGAUUUAAGCAUGUAAUAGAAAGAGUGUCCUUGGUGCGAGACAUUAUUUCUGUAACUUCAAGAUUUGCUCCUUUUGGUCAGUGAGUGCAGGACACCUGUCAACUGCUAGGUGAUAUUAGUCCAGAAAUGUGAGAUUUAUUUUCUUCACACAAACAGGGUGACCUUGAGGCCUCACCAGACAUCUCAAGGCAUGACUGUAAGAGACAUUAGCACCGUAUUAUGGAUCAUACAUGAUAUAAAAUUACAUUUUCAGAGUCGGCUGAGUGAUCUGUUCACAGGUACUGUUUUCUUUGGAGGAACUAUCAGUUGUUUUAAUCAUCAUAAAAAUGUUCCUGCCAGAAGAAUUCUACAGUCUAACAAUGUAAGUCUGGUAUUGAUUCAUUUUUGUGUACCAAAGAAUUUUGCUGUAUAUUGAAUGUUAUAAAUUUACUGGUUAA
Molecule: messenger RNA, 3232 nt
Organism: Colossoma macropomum (tambaqui)
Lineage: Eukaryota; Metazoa; Chordata; Actinopteri; Characiformes; Serrasalmidae
Product: zinc finger protein 420-like
Exons: 5
Coding region: 249-2072 (607 amino acids)
Biological process (GO): regulation of transcription by RNA polymerase II
Molecular function (GO): DNA-binding transcription factor activity, RNA polymerase II-specific; RNA polymerase II cis-regulatory region sequence-specific DNA binding
Source: RefSeq, a predicted model, not a curated record